This is a messenger RNA of Cuscuta campestris, 659 nucleotides long. The record is from the annotation of a GenBank genome assembly. Lineage: Eukaryota; Viridiplantae; Streptophyta; Magnoliopsida; Solanales; Convolvulaceae.
CGGGAAUUCUUCUAUUGGUGGAUCGAGAUUUGUUGGUGGCAAGUCUUUAUUUUUCAAGUGAAGUCUUUGAGGGUCUGGUGUUUCUUCCAGUGGGCUUUCUGUAGAUGCUUUUGUGUCAUCAUUGAUCACCUUGUUGCUUGAGAGUUCAGGUGUAGCAUUGCUUAUUGUGGAAAUAUCAUUCGAAAUCAGAUUUUCGUUGGCAAUAGAUUGUUGUGGCAGUUUUUCAAAGCCUGUAACGCUGGGCAGUGUAUUCCUAGAAUAUUUUUCAAAAUCUUGGGUUCCUUUAGUAACAGCUUCAGUAGCAAUUUUUGAUGCAAAACUGGCUUCAUCAAUGGCUUUGGCUCCUUCAACUUCAAUAGGAGCUGCAGAAUGGGUUCCUUCCGUAAUAACAGUUCUAGCUGCAGAACCGGUUCCUUCAUCAAUGGCUUUGACUCUUUCAUCAAUGGUUUUGGCUCCUUCAACUUCAUUAGUAGUUGUAGAAUGGGUUCCACCAAAAUGGGUUCCUUCCAUUUCCUCGAUGGCUUCGGCUUCAUUUGGAAUUUCAGUAGCAACUUGGGCUUCAUUAGUUGCUUCAGUAGUAUCCUCAUCAGGGACAACUGCAGAAGGCAGGAAGGUCUUCAUAAUGGAUGGGUUGUAGAAAAGAAAGCUUCCCUAGGUGA